AUGGAAGCUUCAGAGAACCAGGUUCGCGAUGCCGCAGAGCCAGAGCCGCCACCGCACGACAGAGCGCCAGAUGCUGACCGCGCACCUCAACAGCCCUCGCGGCCCUCGAAGAUCAGUCGCCUGCCCGGGCCGACGACGACAGUCCAUGGCGCAGGGCUGACCGAAUGGAGCGAUUCGCAGCAGAAUGCUCGAUCCCAGUCCUCGAUCCCCGCGCCGCCCUCAACGCGGGGGCUGAAGCGCGAGCUCCCGCAGUCCGCCGUUCAAUCUGAGUCCAAGCGAAGGCCCCUCGCCGAGCGCGCGCUCGACUAUCCGUCCAAGAUUUCGACCCCCGGUCCUCGAAUACCCCGAUCCGCGGUCAAGGGCCAGACCUUGGCCAGUAUCUCCCAGCUUAAACAACCCCGACCCGUCUCCUCCGUCUUCAGCUCCUCGGUCAGCAGCAGCUUCGCAAAGAGCUUUGGCCCCGAACGAACCGGCGCCGCAGAGAAGCCAUCCAUCUCCAGACCAGUCACCCGAGCCAGCCACGCGAGAUCGAAAAGCCAGGCGGCGUCACGGCCCCGUACGGCACAGGGCUCUCGGGAGGAGGAGGAGGGCCAAGAUGAGGCGGAAAACAAUGCCUUUGAUGUCGAUGGUCGAGUCGGCGACAUUGAGUCGCAGUUUAAAGAACUGAAAGCCAUGGUGGACACCACGCUGCUUGACAGGAAAGGCAUGGACGAUGCCCUGGAACUGGCCAAGAAACGAGUGUCCGAACUGGAAAGCGACAAGUCAAGGUUGGAGAGCAAGGCCGAAGUAUUACGAUCAGAUCUCGAUGCUUCCAGGGAUGAAGGGCGCAAGUUGAAGCAUGAUUUAGAGAAGCUUGAAUGGGACCACUCACGGCAGAUUGACGAUCUCACCAGAAAGCACCAGGCCGAAAUAGACGAUCUCUCACGGAAACACCGCACAGCAAUGGACGAUCUGACCCGCGAGCUCGAGCGAUUAAAGACUCAGGAAGCGAACGAGCAUCAGCAGCAGAUGGAAGCUCUGAUACGGCGGCAUCAGCAGGAGUUGGAGGAUGAACAGAAGAAGCGAGAACAAGAGAUUCAACUGUUACGAAGCCAGAUGGGCAACGACAAGCAGGAGGUGGAGGUUGUUCUGCAAAGGAAGGACCGAGAGCUGCAGGAAAUCCGCUCAGUGGCAGAGGAACUACGGUCGAAUGUUCAGCGUGAGAGGGCUCUUACCGGCAGCCUGCAAACGAGCAUAUCCGAGCUCUCGGCCUCAAACACGACACUGGAAGCAAAGAUCAACUCUCUACGGUCACAGGUCGAGUUUCUGGAAUCCGACACCAAGGCGCAAUCCAACGCAUUCACGGCAAUGGAAACCAGACUCCAAGAUGCGCUCCGAAUCGCCGAGGACGCACGGCAAAAGCUCAUCAAGGAGGAAACCGAGCGCCGUGUCCUCUUCAACAAGUACCAGGAGCUCAAGGGAAAUAUUCGUGUUAUGUGCCGAGUACGACCGCCUCUUGGAAACGGCGAGGGCCAGGUGGCCCAGCUGUCCUAUCCCGACGACAAGACCUCGACCGAGAUUAUGGUGGCCGGACCAGAAGAAAAGUCGAGCCUUGGGAUUGUGCAGAGGAAAAAUUAUCCGUUCGAGUUUGACCGAGUGUUUACGCCCGAGAUCCAAAACAGCGAGAUCUUUGACGAGAUUUCCCAGCUGGUGCAAAGCGCGCUCGACGGCUACAACGUGUGUAUCUUUUGUUACGGCCAAACAGGGUCAGGAAAGACGUACACCAUGUCAUCACCGGAUGGCAUGAUUCCCAGAGCUACACAUAUGAUUUACGACACGGUGACUCAGCUCAAGGAAAAGUCUUGGGAGUACACGAUGGAAGGCUCCUUUGUUGAGGUGUACAAUGAGGAGCUCAACGACCUCCUGACUCCCAGUGAGCGCACCGCAGAAGGACGGCUGAUGAAGAAAUUGGAGAUACGGCAUGAUGAAGCCCGGAAGCAGACUUCAAUCCUAGGCUGCAAGUCUGUCCGGCUCAACUCUGCCGAUACUGUGGAGAUGAUGCUGGAGGAAGCGCAGAGGAAUCGGUCCGUGGCGGCCACCAAGGCCAACGAACGAUCAUCUCGAUCUCACAGCGUCUUCAUUCUAAAGCUCAUUGGCGAAAACUCGGCAACGGGUGAGCGGUGCGAGGGCACUCUGAAUCUGGUCGACCUGGCGGGAUCGGAGCGUCUGAAGCACUCGCAGGUCGAGGGCGACAGGAUGAAGGAGACGCAGAACAUCAACAGGAGCCUGAGCUGUCUCGGAGACGUGAUUGAAGCACUGGGCAGGGGCUCGGGCCAUAUUCCGUAUCGAAACUCGAAGCUGACGCACCUGCUGCAAUACAGCCUGGGCGGAAACAGCAAGACGCUCAUGUUUGUCAUGGUGUCGCCAUUGGAGACGCAUCUGAAGGAGACUCUGACAAGCUUGAGAUUUGCUACAAAGGUGAGCUCUGCGAAUCUUCUUUGA
Messenger RNA from Trichoderma reesei QM6a, 2481 nucleotides. RefSeq names its product kinesin. Gene Ontology annotation, biological process: microtubule-based movement. The transcript is spliced from 5 exons. Lineage: Eukaryota; Fungi; Ascomycota; Sordariomycetes; Hypocreales; Hypocreaceae. Gene Ontology annotation, molecular function: microtubule binding; microtubule motor activity; ATP binding. Bases 1 to 2481 code for a protein of 826 amino acids. The record is from RefSeq and is a predicted model, not a curated record.